AUGACCGUGGCCUACCUGUUCGGCGUGGGCGCGGGGAUCCGCGUGAUGGAGAAGCGCCCGCCCGUCCAGCGGCGGAUCUUUGAGUUCAUGUUCAUCUACAACGUGACGCUGGUCAUGCUGAACGCUUCGCUCAGCUUCACGCUGUGGAAAGAGGCCUGGGACCUUGGCUUCCCGUACCCGUGGGGCAACGGCCUGGACUUUUCGGAGCGCGGCCAUAGGCUGGGCAUGCUGCUCUGGUUCGAGUACCACGGCCGGCAGCUGGAACUCCUGGACACGCUGUUCGUGAUCCUGCGGAAGAAGUUCUACCGCAUGUCGCUGCUACACAUCGCCCUGAGGCUAUCGCACAUGUGGGGCUGGUUCUUCUGCUGCCGGCACGCCUGCGGCGGCGACUCGUACUUCCCCGCGGCGGUGAACUGCACGUGCCAGGCGCUCGUGUACUCCUACUACUCGCUGUCCCUCCUGGACUCCCCCGGCAUACCGCCGGUGCUGCUGAAGAGGGCCCGGGUGACGGAGGUGCAGAUCUCCAGGCUCAUGCUCUGCUCGGCGCACGCGCUCUACGUGCUGAUCCAGGGGAACCUCCCCCGGGCCAUUGCGGCGGCCAGCCUGUGCAUCAUGGGCUGCAGCCUGCUCCUGUACAUCGACUUUGACGGGCAGGGGUCCGAGGAUCGCGCGGGCCGCGCGCGCGGGGGCGCCCGAAGGUGCGGAUUCGCUACCGCGGGCCCGUCGCCGGUCUAUCGGCGAUGCCUCCCCGAUUCCCGGCCGAUGUCCCCCCCCCCAUGCCAGUCCCCCCUUAUCGUUGCCCUUCAGGCUGGUUCUACGUGUACCACUGGGGGGUUGCAGCCUGGCUCGAGGAACACAUCAUACCGCAGGGCCUCUCGGAGGAGGACUACUUUCAGGGCGACAAGUACCCAAAGGCCGUCGCCUUCAGCGGCUCCAGUGGGGAGAGGGACGCUCCAUGGGCCAGCCUCGUGCUCCUCGUCUUCUUCAUCUCCUCCUCUUCCUCCUGGUCAUCAUCCUCACCACCAUCAUGAUCAUCCUCAUCACCAGAAUCACCAUCAUCAACAUCAUCAACAACAUCAUCAUAGUCAUCAUCAGCAGCAUCACGAUCAGCCAAAGUAUCAUCUGUCUCAUCUUCAUCAUCAUCGGCAGCAUCGUCAUCAGCGUCAGAAUCAUCAUCUGCAGCAACAUCGUCAUCAUCAUCAUGAGCAUCAUCAUCAGCAUCAUCAGUAUCAUCACUAUCGAAUUCAGCAUCGUCAGCAUCAGUAUCCUCAUCAUUGUCUGCCAUGUUGCCCCUCAUCGUGGUCACCAUAA
Messenger RNA from Prorocentrum cordatum, 1311 nucleotides. NCBI's taxonomy places the organism in Eukaryota, Dinophyceae, Prorocentrales, Prorocentraceae. The record is from the annotation of a GenBank genome assembly.